Messenger RNA from Teleopsis dalmanni, 434 nucleotides. RefSeq names its product major heat shock 70 kDa protein Ba-like. The record is from RefSeq and is a predicted model, not a curated record. The annotation marks the transcript as partial. Gene Ontology annotation, molecular function: ATP binding; ATP-dependent protein folding chaperone. Lineage: Eukaryota; Metazoa; Arthropoda; Insecta; Diptera; Diopsidae. The transcript has a single exon.
ACUUAUGUAUUUAAUGUUAAACAGGCCAUAGAUGAUGCUGCUGAUAAAUUAGAUCAAUCGGAUAAGAAUAAUGUGGUUGAGAAAUGCAAUGAAACCAUAAAAUGGCUCGAUAACAACACCACAGCUGAGAAAGAAGAAUAUGAAUAUAGAAUGGAGGAAUUAACUAAAAUUUGUAGUCCGAUUAUGACAAAGAUGCACCAACAGGGCAAGGGCAAACCAGGCACAGAACCAACCAGUUGCGGUCAACAAGCCGGAGGUUUUGGUGGUGGCAACUACAGAGGUCCAACUGUUGAAGAAGUUGACUAAAUGCCAAAGAUUUGUAAAUUGUAAAUUGUAAACUUUAAAUUGUAAAUAUUGUAAUUUAGUGAAAACUUAUUUUUAGAUGUAGAUGUAUAUGUUAAUUUGAUCUAUCGAUGAAAUUGUAUUACUUAAAG